CAUCAUUUAGGGAGUUCGGUGGUCUGCUGCUCCGGCCGCUGAUGCUGCCGACGGCUCUUGUCGUGCAAUUAUGUUCCGACCGGAUUUAGUACGCUUCCUGACGGCCGCCGGCGCGGAGGAAAUUCGUGUCGGCAGCAUCCCGGUCCUGCCAGUUCACCCAAAACCGAGUGAGCUCAGCGGAGGGAUCGAGGAAAGCCCGUCCGCUUUUACAUUCACGCCGCGCCGAAUGAUGCUGGACAAGGACCAUGAUCUAUUUGAAGACGGUGACAUACACAGGCACCUGUAUCUGCGGGACAGCGCCGCUGGAAUGUCGGAGCUCCCUCAAGCUCCAACCGUGGCAGAGUUCCGGUGUCACAUCGCCGGGUGCAGUCAGCUCUUUGACACCCUGGAGUCCUACGAGCAUCACUACGACGCCCUGCACAGGCGCGUCUGCGCCGACUGCAAGCGCGCCUUCCCGUCGGACCAUCUCCUGGACAUCCAUAUCCAGGAGUGGCACGAUUCCUUAUUCCAGCUCAUGGCCAAGAAGCAGAACAUGUAUCAGUGCUUGGUUGAAGGAUGCAAUCUAAAAUUGAAGACCAGUACGGAGAGGAAGGAUCACCUUAUUAAGGUUCAUCGCUACCCUUCAGACUUCAGGUUCGACAAAACCAAGAAGAACAGGAGGCCUCCAGGUGGGGCACCCCAGCGUGUGGAGGUGAGCAUGGAGCUGGGGGACGAGCCGGGGGCUGGGGAGCCCAUGGAGGCCGAACCAGCUGUUCAGAAACGGGGGGAUCGACCCAGACCAGGCUACUCCUACAAGGUCCCUGCAUCUAUCUGCUUUGGCCAAGGAUCCGUGCGAGGAUUUAGAGGCGGGAGAAGACGCAAGUAGGCAGGACUGUUUUCAGCACUUGAGACAUGCCGCGCCCCAGCGAUGAUGGGGUCCUCUGGACUUUGUUAUUCACUCUAUGUGUAGCACACCAUUAGUGGGGCUUUUUUACAGGUCGGCUUACCAUCAAGUUAGCAGAAGCCUUUAUCCAGCAGGAUAGUUGUGAUUCUGCAUUGUAAAGUCUGCAGAAAGACUCAAUAUGGUUUACAUGAAAUGUGUGCUGUGGAAAAUCGCGUGCGUUUAUGAGAAAAUCACGUAAGUGUGUUGUAUGAGAUUUAAAUUUUAUCACGUGAAACCUUAAGUGAACGGCAUAACGGAUUUUGUGAAUUAGCGCAGGGUAUAUGUAUGUAAUUCCCUGCUUUUCCAGACGAUGUCGCGCACGUACCGUUGACAUGAUCACGCACCUCGGAGAUGCGGAGCGAAUUCCGCAGGACUCCUGGGCCAUUGUACGUAAAUGAAAUGAAAUGAUGGUAUAUUGAUCCCUGUGGAGAAAUUUUCUUUUCGCUGAGCCCAUCUUGUUUUUCAUAAUACACUUAAUUCUUAAUGUAAAUCUUUGGCUUUUUGCGAAAUCAGGGUUUACUGUUGUACGUACAUGUCACCCAAGCGCCUUCCUCCAAAGAGAGCGAUUAAAAAAAAUAUUCAUUAUAGCAAAGCGUUUAAAACAUAAUUGGUUUGGUUUUAUAGUUUAAGUGGACAUUUGUUUUGCUUAAGGCCAAUUUUCGGGUAAAUAGAUGUACUUCUUUCCAGAGUCGGUGGUUCUAGAUCUAUGGCAUUUCUGUAUGUUCCAGACUCAGACUCCAACAUGUAACCUUUGCCCAUGUUCUGUAUGUUAGCUUAUUUCAGUCUAUAUUUAGGCUGUAAACUGACAUGGAAAUUUCUGCAUUAGGCUUGUGUUUAAAUGGCCGUUCAGCUGCCUGUUUAUGAGGUGUUCAGAUGCUAGUUAUGUACAUUGUUUACCUUCAGUGAAACCUAAUGACAUUUUUGAAGUGAGUAAUUUUAAAACCUUUAUUGAAUAUUUUGUACAAAAUGUUUCUAAUCUUUAAAAUAUACAGAUGUAUAUUUAUAAACGUGUCAUAAAUAUUUCUUUUUGAUCAAUUUUAAGCAACCGUUGAAAGGUGCUUUGGAAAUACACUCAUCAUGCAGGUAAUACAACGUGACCGACUUAAUUAUGAAUGGUGAAACGUUAACUGUCGUAAUAUGGCUUUUUUAUUCUUAGGAGCUCAUGGAGAACAAUGUAUUUCUGGAUUGAUUUAACUCACCAGGAUUUAACUCUGCGAUAUAAAUGCACAAAGUUCCACAAUUGGAAUGUUUCGGAAUUCGGAAAACAAAAAAUGUUGACGAUGAUUGAACGAAUCAAGUUUUUUUUAUAUAGCUUUUCGGACUUGUUAUAAAAACGCGCCCCUUUUUAUACAGUCUAAAUAUAGUUACAUUUUGUAAUACGGUGCCGUGCCAAAAAUAGGCAUAUACACACUAUUAAAAACGUCGGUCGCUCAA
This is a messenger RNA of Brienomyrus brachyistius, 2356 nucleotides long. It is a transcript of the gene znf511, whose product is annotated as zinc finger protein 511. Bases 71 to 865 code for a protein of 264 amino acids. The transcript is spliced from 6 exons. The record is from RefSeq and is a predicted model, not a curated record. NCBI's taxonomy places the organism in Eukaryota, Metazoa, Chordata, Actinopteri, Osteoglossiformes, Mormyridae.